AUGGCCAUGGACCCCCAGAUGAACAAGCUCCUCAAAUGGAGUGUCGCCAACUCUCAGGUCUCUGAGGGUGCCGAGAGUGGUACUCCUACUGCCCCCGAGGCCGCCAAGGGCCUCACCCCGGAUAUGGUCAGAACAUUGUUCGGAGGACCUUCCGAGGCCGAUCUCAUGCGCGCUGCCAUGGAGGUCGUGCACUCUGACGAGGCAGACAUGGAGAACAAGUUGAUCGCCAUGGAUAAUUUCGAGCAGUUGAUUGAGGGAAUCGACAACGCGAACAACCUUGAGCCCAUGGGUUUGUGGACCCCGCUGGUGCAGUUGCUCAAGCACGAGGAGGCCGAUCUGCGACGCAUGGCGGCCUGGUGUAUCGGAACUGCCGUGCAGAACAACGAGAAGGCCCAGGAUAAGCUCGUUCUGAUGAACGUUUUCCCCGAUCUCGUCACAAUCGCCACAACCGACUCCAACCCCGCUGCCCGCAAGAAGGCCAUAUACGCCAUCUCCUCUGCCACCCGCAACUACCAGCCCGCUUUCAACGAGCUUCUCAAGUGUCUUCCUGAGGGAUAUCCCGCCGACAAGAAGGACGCUGGCAACAUGGACGACGUGGACGCCAUCAUGGACAAGCUGCGGGCUCACCCCAUCGAUGCCUCGGCAUGA
Molecule: messenger RNA, 648 nt
Organism: Penicillium antarcticum
Lineage: Eukaryota; Fungi; Ascomycota; Eurotiomycetes; Eurotiales; Aspergillaceae
Gene: fes1
Product: Hsp70 nucleotide exchange factor FES1
Exons: 2
Coding region: 1-648 (215 amino acids)
Source: RefSeq, a predicted model, not a curated record